Messenger RNA from Siniperca chuatsi (mandarin fish), 1620 nucleotides. RefSeq names its product NOP protein chaperone 1 (gene nopchap1). Gene Ontology annotation, biological process: box C/D snoRNP assembly. Bases 94 to 576 code for a protein of 160 amino acids. Lineage: Eukaryota; Metazoa; Chordata; Actinopteri; Centrarchiformes; Sinipercidae. The transcript has 4 exons. Gene Ontology annotation, molecular function: box C/D methylation guide snoRNP complex binding. The record is from RefSeq and is a predicted model, not a curated record.
CAUAGCGUCACUAUUUAUUUUCCUACCUUCCACCCGGAUGUUGUUCUCACUAGGAACACAUGUCGAUGAAAACACAAUCGUGUCGCUUCUGAAAUGGAAUUAAACUUCAAGAAAACGAGCUCACAUGCUUUGCUGUCAUGUGGCAAUGGCGGAGGUCUCAGUGAGAAGCUUCUCCUCAAGCGAAAGGCUGGCAGAUCCCUGCAGACAGAGAGAGUCCCGAGAAGCAGCGUAUUGGAGCGGCUGCAGAGCUUCCUGCCUCAGAUGGCUGAGGCCAACGAGAAGCUGAAGCACCAGAUGGAGGAAGCUCCUGCUGGAAGCUUUGACAUAGAGAGCGUGGAGAAGGCAGAGAGGGUCAUAGAGAUGGUGCGUGUCUGUCUGCUGCUAAAUGACAUAGCGCUGGUGGAUCUCAGCGGGUCAGACAGCGACUCCAAAGAUGAAGAGGAGACUUCGGACUCUGAGGACGAAUCGUACUCUGGUGAGGAGAGCGGGAUCACAGAGCAGAACCUCAAAUUACCCGGAGACAAAGGCAAGACGAAGAAAGCCAACAUCCAGGUUAUUGAUCAACAGGGAGAGUAGAGAAGUUGUCCACACAGACUUUUUGGCUGCGUAUUGAGUUUAUUUGCCCUCUGUAGUGAUGUGGAUAAAACUGACCAACGACAAACGACGACUCAGAGAACAGAAAGCUCUUGCGUGGAGAGAUGCAGAUCUUCCCUUUUAGAACAGUAAAUAUUAUUUUGUACAUUUAAAGUCGCAAAAGUGCCUUCGGAGCCAGAACACAUACUGUGAUUACCUCAUCCAGUCUGGCCAUCAUCUGACCGUGUGACCUCUAAUUGUACAGGAUGUGUUUAGGUGUAACACUGUGGAUCACCUUGUUUUUGGCCUCUGUUUUCAUGAGCUUGAACACAUUCUUACAGCAAUUUAGGCUACAAGCUAUUUGUGAUUUUCUAGAGGAAGAUGGGUCCUUGAAUUAAUUCAGGCUAACAUAUUAGCUAGCUGAAAUAAUCCUGUUAAUAAUAAUCCUUCAUAUUGUCAUAAUUAAACCAUGUUCUCUGUUCAAUUGCUCUGAUUAUUCAGAAACUUUAGUUGAAGUAUUUCGUUUGCUUAUAAUGUUGCAAACUAUAUGUGGAUUGGUUCUUUUUUUAAGGAGCAGUGUGUAAGAUUUAGGGGGAACUAUUGUCAGAAUAUGGCAGAAAUGGAAUCUAAUAUUCAUAAGUAUGUUUUCAUUAGUGUAUAAUCACCUGAAAAUAAGAAUCGUGUUUUCGUUACCUUAGAAUGAGCCCUUUAUAUCUACAGAGGGAGCUGGUCCUCUUCCACCAAGUCAUGUUGCACGGCCAUGUUUCUAAAGAAGCCCAGAACGGCUUCCCGGCCACCGUAGGUUCUCCUGCACGCUUUGAAGGGGAGUGUGAGGCGAGUGGUGUUCAGUUGGUUGCAAUCUGCAGCCUCACCGCUAGAUGCCACUAAAUCCUACACACUGUACUGUCUUUUAAGUAAACUGAUUUUGUUUUAUUGUAUAGCCCAUUUUGUCACAUAUAGGUGUUGAAAGUGUGUGUGAAGGUGUAUGAACAUUUUUAUAAAAAUUAAAUUGUAUUAAUCAUACCAAAAGAUAUGAUUAGACCAACA